This is a messenger RNA of Scaptodrosophila lebanonensis, 2466 nucleotides long. RefSeq lists its product as uncharacterized. Gene Ontology annotation, molecular function: enzyme regulator activity; calcium ion binding. The coding region runs from base 571 to 1902 and encodes 443 amino acids. The record is from RefSeq and is a predicted model, not a curated record. The transcript is spliced from 7 exons. Lineage: Eukaryota; Metazoa; Arthropoda; Insecta; Diptera; Drosophilidae.
UGGCAGCACGCGAAAAAGCGGUCCUUCAGUUUUCUUCAGCAAAUUGCACGUUCUCCAGUCAAAGUGCGUACGCGUUCGUUUCGUAAAAACGUGCCACCGUUGUCGUUGCAGCGCUAAAACAGCUCGGAAAAUUCGUCGAAACAGCAAAUGCAUAAUUAGUAGAUCAAUUGGAGAACGGCAUAACGCAACACCACCACGCAUUAUUGACAAGUACAGUUGAGUAUAAAAGUUGGAGUGUCAGUCGUUGGUUGUUGUCCGUGUUGUCCGUUGUGGCUGUCGCAGCCAAUGCGGCUAAUUAAAACUUUGCUGCAAGACGUUGUCGCUUGACGCUGUCAAUUAGCACGUGACCGGAACGAAGCGACAGGCGAUUGAGUAGAAGACCGUAGAAGCAGCCACUAGCAACGAGGAAACGACAACGGAACAGACGCAUAGAGGAAGAAGAAGAAGGGCACAUUUCUUCGAGUGAACGCAGCUGUAACGAAGGCCGCCACAUUGGAAGGAAAAAAGCUAUUUACGGCAGUUAAUAAAUUUUUAACUGGUUCCACAUUCGCUCGGGAGCUAAGGCAGCUAAUGACGAGGAACACGGCGGUCAGUGGCGAUGAACCAGAUGACGAUCAGUCGGCAGAGGAGCAGGAACAGGACCAGCAACAGCAGCAGCAGCAGCACCAGCAGCAGGCAGAACAGUCAGCAGAGGCGCAGAACACAAGUGAAGGAGCGACGACGGGAGCGCUAGAGGCUGGCCAGCAGCAACAGAGAAAGCAGCACCCACAGCAACGUCAGAGACAACAACGCAAAAAAGUGACCACACAACUACAAAAACAGCAACAGAAACCACAACGAAGCACAACAAGCGCUGCCAACUCAGAUGGAGACACAGACUCCUCGUCAUGCGACACGCAUCAUGAGGUGCGCCGGCAGCGGAGCAGCACGCGCGUAAGCUAUGCCCAGAAGAAUCUCAGCGAGCAUGUGGUCUAUGAGCAGUACUGUGACGAAAACGAGUACGAACUGGAGGAGGAGGACGAUGUCGAUGAGGAUGGAGAGGUGGAGCAAGGAGAUGGCAAGAGCAAGGGUAAGACUGUCGCAACAGCCGCCUACAUCGACGAGGCCGAUGAGUAUGAUGAGGCCGGUGGCUUAGGCAGCGAAGAUUACUUUUGCGAUGAGUCGCCCACACCGCACGCGCCCGCUGAUCUGGCCUCGCUAAGUGUACGCAGAGGUGUUGGGGGCGGCGUGGGACUCGGUGGCGGUGGCACUCGGAGCAAACGCAAAACGAAAACGCGUCAAUUCUCGCAGCGCGCCAGUUCCUAUACCGUCGAUUCAGCCAUCGAUGCGGACACGACGGACAAGCGUCGUUGCAUCUCGAAGGGUCAAAUGCGUGAAUUUCGUGAGGCCUUUCGUCUGUUUGACAAAGAUGGCGACGGUUGCAUCACCAAGGAGGAACUGGGCACGGUUAUGCGCUCGCUCGGUCAGUUUGCACGCGUCGAGGAGCUGCAGGAGAUGCUGCAGGAGAUCGAUGUCGAUGGCGAUGGUAACGUCAGCUUUGAGGAAUUCGUUGACAUACUCUCGAACAUGGCAUACGAGGACAAGUCCGGGCUCUCAUCCGCCGAUCAAGAGGAGCGCGAGCUGCGCGAUGCUUUUCGCGUAUUCGACAAACACAAUCGCGGCUACAUAACUGCUUCGGACUUGCGUGCCGUGCUGCAGUGCCUGGGCGAGGACUUGGAUGAGGAGGACAUUGAGGACAUGAUCAAAGAGGUGGAUGUGGAUGGUGAUGGACGCAUCGAUUUCUAUGAGUUUGUGCAUGCGCUGGGCGAGCCGGAGGACUCGCAGGAGAAUGACGAUGAGGAGGAGAACACCACCUCACCACUGCCCACGCCCAAGUCGGCGGUGUCCCUGAGCUACGAUUGAGGCGUGGCCUAAGAAGUGAUGUUACGAGUACAUUUAUCCAAUUUUGCUCAUAUCGAUAUUAUUCAACGACAUAUAUGUACAUACUAUAUAUAUACAAGUAUAUAUAUAUAUAUAUACAUAUAUAUGUGUGUACUUUUUGAUUAAGGCUUGUAGUGUCGGCUCAUAUCUCUAUUUUAAACAAAUCAGUUAAUGCAAUUUACAAUUAAUUAUUAAUAUAAUAGUGACAUUUUUCAACAAAUCACGUUUGCCCCCCUUGCCUCCCAUAAAUGAAUUGGGCCUUCAUUCUAGUCAUUCGUCGAUCUAACAAUAAUUGCUACAACGCACAGCUAAAUAAAUUUGAUCAAUAAUUAACAUGAAUUACUUUAUUUAUGAGCAUUCGCGUUGAUGCUCAUCUAUAUAGCACAUACUAUAUACAUACUUAUACAAUAUUUAUAUUUAAUAAUAUUUAGAGAUCGGACGAAGAAGGGUUCUCUCCGUUCUACCUACAAGUAUUAAGUAAACUUUCAAGCAAAUCUUUACUAUCUAUUGCUAAAUCAAAACUAUAUAUGUAUACAUCUGUAAGAC